Molecule: messenger RNA, 7035 nt
Organism: Aplosporella prunicola CBS 121167
Lineage: Eukaryota; Fungi; Ascomycota; Dothideomycetes; Botryosphaeriales; Aplosporellaceae
Exons: 6
Coding region: 1-7035 (2344 amino acids)
Biological process (GO): secondary metabolite biosynthetic process; fatty acid biosynthetic process
Molecular function (GO): 3-oxoacyl-[acyl-carrier-protein] synthase activity; fatty acid synthase activity
Source: RefSeq, a predicted model, not a curated record
AUGCCGCAGCUCGAAGAGGACGGUGGACUCGAGGCGAUUGCCAUUGUGGGCAUGGCGUGCCGGCUUCCCGGCAGCAUCGACUCGGCUUCGUCGCUGUGGGAGGCGCUCAAGCAGAAGCGCGCGGUGCAGACGGCCCGCGUGCCCGAGUCGCGCUUCAACAUCGACGCCUACCUGCACGCCAGCCUCGAGCGGCCCGGCAGCUUCAACGUGCCCGGCGGCUAUUUCCUCGACGGCCGCGCCGACGCCUUCGACCCGUCCUUCUUCAACAUGACGCCCGUCGAGGCCAUGUGGCUGGACCCGCAGCAGCGCAAGAUGCUGGAAGUCAGCUACGAGAGCCUCGAGUCGGCCGGCCUGCCGCUCGACGCCGUCGCCGGCUCCAACACGGCCGUCUUUGUGGGCAGCUUCACCAGCGACUACCAGCAGAUGUCGACCCGCGACCCCGACUUCCGCCACAACUACGCCGCCACCGGCGUCGACCCCGGCCUCAUCAGCGCCCGCGUCGCCAACACCUUCAACCUCAACGGGCCCGCUUUCACCAUCAACACGGCCUGCUCCUCGGCCAUCUACGCCAUCCACAACGCCUGCCACGCCCUGCGUGCCCGCGACUGCGCCGCCGCCAUUGCCGGGGGCGUCAACCUGGUCUUGACUGUCGACCAGCACAUGAACACGGCCAAGCUCGGCAUCUUGUCGCCCACGUCAACUUGCCACACGUUCGAUGCCUCGGCCGACGGCUACGGCCGUGCCGAGGGGGCCGGGGCCCUUUACCUCAAGCGCCUUUCGGAUGCCAUCCGCGACCGCGACCCCAUCCGCGCCGUCAUCCGCUCCUCGGCCGUCAACACAAACGGAAAGGUGCCCGGCAUGGGCAUCACCCACCCUAGCGGAAAGGGCCAGGAGCGCGUUGUGCGCGCCGCCUAUGCCCGCGCCGGCCUAGAUCCUCUGCGCACGGCCUAUGUUGAAUGCCAUGGAACCGGCACCCCUGUGGGCGACCCUAUCGAGAGCCGUGCCGUGGCUCGCGCCAUGAAUGACAACCGUCCGUCCGACUGCCCCUUGGUCAUCGGGGCCAUCAAAGCCAACAUCGGCCACAGUGAAGCAGCCAGCGGCAUCUUUGCCGUCAUGAAGGCCGCGCUAAUGACCGAGGCCGGCGUCGUGCCGGGUGUCUCUGGGUUGAAAAACCUCAACCCGGCAAUCCGCGAAGAAGAGUGGAACAUUCGUGUUGCGAGGGACACUGUCUCAUGGCCAGAAGGGUUUUCGGCUCGCAGGGCUGGGGUCUCCUCGUUUGGAUACGGCGGCACCAACGGGCACGUUGUUGUUGAAGGCGUCAACUCCCUUCAUCCUCUCUACCGCCACGGGCACCGACGCAGUGAGGCCUCCUACGACUACUCGGGAGCAGACGUCUCUAGGCCAUUUCUUGUGGGCUUCUCUGCUCACGACCGACCCACGCUCGAGCGCAACAUUGCCGCCCACGCCGCCGUUGCCCCAGACUUCUACUUGCCAGAUCUUGCCUACACGUUGCUGGCGCGCCGCUCUCGCUUCUCCUCGCGUGCUUUUACCAUUGCAUCUGAAAAGCAUGGGGCCGCCGAUUUUGAUCUGUCUGCCUUCACUUUCGGCAGCGCUCCGCGCACUCCGCCCAGCCUAGCUUUCAUCUUCACUGGCCAAGGUGCACAGUGGCAAGGCCUGGGGGCCGAUGCAAUGGAAACCUUCCCCCGAUUCCGCGCCACAAUCCGCACUCUGGACCGUGUUCUACAGCGCCUCGACGAUACCCGUCCCGAGUGGGCAUUGGAAGACGCGCUUUCGAAAGACGGCGAUGCGAUCAAUAUCAAUGAUGCAGAAAUUGCGCAGCCCAUUUGCACUGCUGUCCAGAUUGCAAUUGUGGACUUGUUCGCGCAAUGGGGCAUCACACCCACAGCCACAGUAGGCCACUCAUCCGGUGAGUUGGCUGCCACGUAUGCGGCCGGGUUGAUCUCUGCGCCGGAAGCCAUUAUCGCAGCUUAUCUGCGUGGCUUCGCUGUCAAGCGCCAUGCACCCCCGGGGUCCAUGCUGGCUGUUGGAUUGGGUGCGAAAGAAGCUCUUCUCCGCCUGUCUUCAUUCAACCACCUUCUUUCUGUGGCAUGUCAGAACUCGCCUGUUAGCACCACUCUGAGCGGUACAUCUGAGGCCGUCGCCGAGGCAAAGAAGCAACUUGAGGCAGAGAAGAUCUUCGCGCGUGAACUUCCCACCGGCAAAGCAUACCACUCUUCUCAGAUGGAUAAUGUAGCCGUGGCGUACGACGCUCUUCUCGCACAGUCUGUCGGAAGCCUUGAUAAAGCAAGCCUGGAUUGGCGUCGUCCCCGGGCCACCUGGUUCUCCUCCGUCACUGGGAAAGAAUUCAGGGGCGACCAUGUGCCGGCGACAUACUGGAGUGAGAAUCUUCGCAGCCGCGUCCUUUUUGACGAAGCUGUUACUUCUCUUGGAAAGACACCGGGGUUGGAGAGCAUCGGUAUUGUGGUCGAAGUUGGCCCACACACUGCUCUCAGUGGACCGUUCAAGCAGAUCUGCCAAGAAAACAAGUUCGAACACUUUACAUACGUGGCUUCGUUGGUCAGAAACAAGGACAGCGCCGUGCAGCUUCUCAAAACAGCCGGGGCACUAUUCAUUCAAAACUACCCCAUCGACGUUGACGAAGUCAACGCCCUAGACGGCACAAUUGGGAGCACUCAGAAGACCCGCCAACCAAUGGUUCUCGUAGACCUCCCCCCCUAUCAGUGGAACUAUGAGAGAACUUUCUGGACCGAGCCACGUCUCAGCCACGAGCAGCGCAACCUCACUCAUCCUCGCCACGACCUACUCGGCAGUAAGCUGGUGGGCCUCUCUGACCGAUCGCUUGCAUGGAGGAACAUUCUUCGUCACAAAGACUUAGCAUGGCUGAAGGACCACCGCCUCGGCAAAGAAGCAGUUUUUCCCGCGGCAGGCCACCUUUCUAUGGUCUGCGAGGCUCUCCGGCAAGUCUGUGAGAAUAAGAGUAUCGAAGUUGAAGGCGUGACGUUCCGGGAUGUUGCCAUCAAGGUUGCGCUCGUGGUUCCAGAGACGGAUGACGGAGUUGAGAUACAGCUUCGCCUGGACAACGUCGAUGACACUUGGUUCAACUUCGCGGUCGAGUCCUAUGGCGAUGGCGAAUGGAAGCUCCACUGCCAGGGUUCGAUCGCUGCCAACUAUCAAGCUCAGAAGCCAAUUGAGCAACACUCUCACCCUGUUGAUACAAAUAAGCUGAGCCAGCGCAUCCCAGGCAAGCGAUGGUAUGAUGCUUUUAACAGGGUCGGCUUUGAGUACGGGCCCAGCUUCCAGCCUCUGGGUAGUAUCCGGACCAACACUAAGUACCAUGCUGCCGCUGCUGAGGUCCGCGUUGCAACCGAGUGUGGCCUUAUCUCGGGCGAGUCCCGCUAUUUACUGCAUCCUUCCACCAUUGACGGGUGUUUGCAGCUCAUUAUCAUCUCCAUCAACGCCGGUCUGCACAAGGAUAUGCCCCAUGGAGUGGUUCCCAUCGGAAUCGAUGAGUUGUCGGUUUGGCCGCCUUCUGAGCAGUCCAGAGGCACAGUAGGACAGGCCGUUGCGUGGACUGAUGAGCUUGAUGGCCGGUACUUCAAUACCCACACGAAGCUUUCCACCGAAGAUGGACAAGUCGUGUUGGACGUCAAAAGCCUUCGCUGCGUUUCUUACGAGGCCGCCGUACCGCAGAGUAGCAAGGCUUCCAGGCCCCGUGAACCAUACAUGGAAACUGUAUGGAAGCCUGACAUUGCCAACCUUACGACUGACCAGGCCAUCCGUGCUUUUCCGACGAUCCGGUCAGAAGAAGACUCAAUCGCUGCUGUGGUUGAGUUGAUCCAACACAAGAAGCAAAUCCAACGUGCUCUCUUCAUCGGACAGGUAGAUUCAAAGACACUGACAGCGGUGCUUGCGAAGUUGACUGCGGCAACGGAGGUUAUUCUUGCCGGUACAUCCAAUGAUCUUUUGGAUUCGAUCAUUGAAAAGCAAGACUUAUCUGCCAACGUUUCCGCCUUCUCUACCGAGGGAGGGCUCUUCGACUGGACUGAGACUUCAGUUGAGGCUGCAGAUCUCGUCAUAGUCGGCAAAGGUUGGGUAGAAGCGUUAACCGCGGAGCACCUGCUACAAGGCCUUGAAGCUGUUCUCACGGAGAAAGGAAGGGUCAUUUUCUCUGCGCCCAAUUCAGCGUCUGAGUCGCUUGAGAGACUACUCCCUUCACAUGGAUAUGUUGACUCUAAGCUGCAUUUCCGACUUCCAGACGUUUCUGUCAUCGCUUCAGUCCAUGAGGGCAGCCACUCGAACGGACACGCUCCGCUCCAACGGAAGGUUACUAUUGUUACCCACAGCAAUGAGCCCGAGUCGCACAGCGUCCUCUUGUCCGCAUUCCUAAGAGAGCAUGGAGAUGUAGUCCAGCACACUGACAUCUCUAAAAUUUCCACAGUUCAACCGGGGGCAGGGGAACGAUUCAUCAUUCACGACACUUCGGGCAACAUGAUCCCUUCAUUGAACGAGUCUACUUUUGAUGCACUAAAAAAAAUCCUGACAUCUGGUGUUCCCACUAUCUGGGUAACUUCGGGGGUCAAUGAGGGGACCAACAUCUCAGGCGGCAUGAGCCAGGGACUUCUUCGAGCCAUCCGGUCGGAGCAAGCUUCCGCUAAACUCCUCCUUCUGGACACUGACGCUACCGAAACCUCCGAGCUUGUUGGAGAAGCUAUCCUCGGGAAGCUUGGGGAGAUUCAGACCAAGCAUUCUGGAGCAGACACCGAGUUCUGGCUGCACGCAGGCAUACUUCAUGUGGUGCGCUUACUGCCAAACCAGCCACUGAACGCUACAUUUUCUUCCACUUCUUCACUGCCGGAGAAAAGGGUACUGUCAAACAAAGACGCAUUGCAUGCUACCUUCGCAGAUGGCGGACUGGUCUUCCAGCACCUGAGGCACGGAGCCCUUGGCCAAUAUGGUGUCCGGCUCCAAGUUGGCUACGCAAGCUUCGAAAAGCCUGAUCUGCAAGCCCACACGAGUGGUCCUCGUAUUGUCUCUGGACUAGUCACCGCCGUUGGCUCAAGUCUUUCUUCUGACUUUGUUGGCAAAAAAGCUGUUGCUUUUGCACCAGACGCAUUUGCCACGAGCAUCACCGUCCCGGUAUCCUUGUGUGGUUUCUACCCAGACUCGUUGAAUGAUGCUGAGCUUGUUGCGACUCUUCCAAGUCUGACAAGCGCUUUCAAUGCUGUUGUCAACAUUGCCAAGGUGAAGGCCGGAGAGCGUCUUCUAUUGCUUCCUGCAAGGCCAUCUUUUGUUGCUGCUGUUGCUUCGUUGGAGAAAAGAUUGGGCUUCCAUCUAACUGCAGUUGUUGCUCAAAACGAGUCAGAAAAGGAAAAUUACAUCGCUGCAGGCAUCACUGCGACUCGUGUGUUGCUGUCCUCUGAUGUAUCGUCUAUUUUGGCUCUGUUUGAGCCAAAAUCCCACGGCGGAGGAGCUCCCGAUGCUAUCAUCUCUCACGAUUUUUCCACUCUCGCCAAGGAGACCUGGCGCUUUGUUCCUUCUGGUACACGCUUUGUCUUGAAUGACGUAAGAGUUGAGGAAAAUCCCGAUUCCUUGCCAUUCCUUCGGGGCGCGUCGUUUCUUUCCACUGGAUUGAAAAUCAUAUACAGAAGUCAGCUCCGGAUACUAGGAAGCAUCUUGAGCCAAUCCAUCGAUUUUCUCGUCGACAAUACCCAGGCACUUCGAAAACCUGCACUGCUGGAAGUGGGAGGUCUCAGUAACACUGAAGAGGUCUCAUUUGGGGACGGGUAUCUCGUGAUAAAGUACACUUAUGGGCAGGACUUGAUCAAGGUACAACCGACGGCUGAAAAGGUUAAUUUCUCCUCUGAGGUUGCUUAUCUCCUGGUGGGAUGCCUUGGUGGUCUCGGCCGUAGCCUCACAACCUUCAUGAUGGAAAGGGGUGCUCGUCACUUUGCCUUCUUGUCUAGAUCUGGUGCAGACAAGCCAGAGGCAGCCUCCCUCGUUGAGUCUUUGAAGAAAGCCGGUGCACAGAUUCAAGUGUUCCGCGGUGAUGUUUCCAACGAGGUGGACGUGGCAUCCGCCGUCUCCACAAUUACCACGUCUCGUCCCAUUCGUGGCGUUGUGCAUGCUGCCAUGGUCUUGCGCGAUGGAAUGUUUGACGGCAUGACGUUCGACCAGUUUACGGCUGCCAUAGUCCCCAAGGUCAAAGGCGCCCAGAGUUUGCACAAAGUCUUCAAGGAUACGGCGCUUGACUUCUUCGUCAUGACGAGUUCCAUCUCUGCAACCAUGGGCAACCCUGGCCAGGCAAACUACUGCGUGGCCAACAGCUACCUCGAUUCUCUCGCCUGGCAUCGCAAUUCCCAUUUGGGUCUCCCAGCUACGUCGCUUGUUUUGCCAAUGGUGCUUGACGUCGGAGUAGUCGCUGAGAAUGAGGGCAUCGAAGAGGCGCUGUCACGCAAGGCCAUGUACGGUAUCGACGAAAGCGAGAUGCUGCGUGGAUUUGAGAUGGCCAUGCUCCAGAGGGCUCGGAAUGGCCCUACCACUCUUGGUAACUCGCAGAUCGUUCUCGGCCUAGAGCCUGCCUACCUAGCGGCUGCGAUUGAAUCAGCAGAUUCCUCUGACGACGUAUACUGGCUCAAUGACGCCCGCUUCCAAAUCCUCCGCGCUGGGGUGGAGGAGAUUAGAAAGGACCCAGAGAGUGGUAGUAGCGGCAGUGGAGAUUUUACUGCUAUUCUCAAAGCGGCCCAGGCGGAAGGUCUCGAUUCUGUGCUUGCAGCCAUCGCCGGGAAUGUUACUCAAAAACUUUCAAGCAUGUUGUUGAUCCCGGCUACGGACAUCGAGUUCGAUGGCUCAUCAGUGGCGGCAUAUGGCUUAGACAGUAUGAUUGGCGCGGAGCUACGAAACUGGCUGUUUAAGCAGUUUGGGUUGGAGAUAACUUUCCAGUACUUACUAGCGCCAAAGAUGACGGUUAAGGCGUUGGCUAUCGCUAUAGCAGAACACCUUAGCGUUAUAGAAUAG